Molecule: messenger RNA, 963 nt
Organism: Naegleria gruberi
Lineage: Eukaryota; Heterolobosea; Eutetramitea; Acrasida; Naegleriidae
Gene: AM20
Exons: 6
Coding region: 1-963 (320 amino acids)
Biological process (GO): neurotransmitter secretion
Cellular component (GO): synaptic vesicle membrane; synaptic vesicle
Molecular function (GO): ATP binding
Source: RefSeq, a predicted model, not a curated record
AUGUCAUCAAUUAUUGACUAUAAUCAAUCGGAUCAAUCAAAUUGGUACAAAUUAUUUGCAAACAAGACAACAAAACAAGGUAAAAAGAUCAAGGUUGAACAAGCUGGUUGGGAGGAAAUUAAACUUGUUUCUAAUAGUGAAUAUGGUCCAAUAUUGGAAUUGAAGGCAAAGAAUGAUUCCAUGUUCAGCCAACAAUCCAAGGAUCGUGAUUUCAAACCAGAUUUUGUUUUGGUUAGAAAUUUCCCAAGUUCUCUCCACACUGAAACUUUUAGAAAUGUUUUACUUGGUUUAAUGUUUGCAAAUAUUCCUGCUGUUAAUUCAUUGGAAUCUGUUUACAUGUGCAGUGAAAAACCAAUUAUUUAUGGAAAAUUGAAGGAAAUUCAAAAGAAAUUGGGAGGAUUUGAAAAUUUCCCACUCAUUCCACAAAUUUAUUAUCCUAACAUUAGAAGCACUGAUUUCUUUGAUGAGAAUGAAAAGACAACACCACAAGAAUUUCCAGUUGUUUGUAAAGUUGGAACUGUUCAUGCAGGAUUUGGUAAACAAAAAUUGGACACCAAGUCAAGUUUCACUGAUUUUACAACAGUUCUGGCUCUUUAUAAGGAUUAUUUUACUUGUGAGCCAUUUUGUCAAGUUGACUAUGAUUUGAGAUUACAAAAAAUUGGAAAUCAUUAUAGAGUUUAUCAAAGAAGUAGUGAUUCUUCAUGGAAGAAUAAUUGGGGAGCUAUGAAAUUCAAAGCACUCGACACUAUUGAAGAACGAUACAAAUUGUGGAUGGAUGAAGUAUCUCAACUGUUUGGAGGUCUCGACUUGUUUACUCUCGAUGUUAUGAAACUCAAAGAUGGUUCUGAGCGUAUUAUUGAACUAAACGAUUCUUCCAUGGGUUUACUCUACGAAUACGAAACUCAAGAUAAUCUCUGUAUUGUUGAAACUGUCAUGGACAAAAUCCAUUCAUUGGAUUUGUAA